AUGCCAGGCAAGCAGGCCGUAACUCGCAAGCGCCGGCGGAUGGCUGACCAGCUCUUCGACAAGCUGGCGCAUUUCGAGCAGCAACUGGACCGAUUUAUCAAUCAUGACGGCUCUGAGCCAGCCCUAGCGGCUAACAACUCUGAGUCUCCCGCCGAGGAUUGCCUCCGAGUGGAUGCGCCUCCUUCACCCCCUCUGUCGCUGUCCCAAUCACUAUCGAAACCAGCAGGGAAGGUGGUCCAAAGUGAAGAUGGCAUACGAUACAUGGACAGCCAUCUAGGAGCAGCCAUCCAUGAAGAGCUCCGAGCCAUCAGAGCCAUGCUUGAAGCUGAUGCGAGCCUGGGCGAGGAGAUACCACCUCAAGAUAUGGCUACAGGCAAUCUCUUUGCAGCCGAACUGGUGACGGCUUCCCUUUCCUCUAUCCAACCUAGCACAGUCCAGGCCUUUACGCUUUGGCAGCUAUUCUUGGACCGAGUAAACCCCCUGACCAAAGUGAUCCAUACCCCAUCCGUGCAGCCCUACGUGACAGAGGGAGAAUCCAGUAUAGAAACUGUCCCUCUAAAUUACCAAGCGCUAUGCUUCGCCAUCUUUACUCUAGCUUCCAUGUCAAUGUCGGAAUCGGAGUCGCAACAAAAGCUAGGAUGCUCGCGCCAAGAUGCGAUCAGAGACUACACACAAGGGACAGAGAUAGCCUUGAGGAAACUCAACGUCAUGAAGAACUUUGACAUGGUGGCAUUGCAGGCUUUGGUGCUGUACUUGCUCUCUCUCCGAAAUCGCCAUGGCAAGGACACGGCCUGGAUUGUAACUGGCACCGCUCUCCGGAUGGCCAUAAAGAUGGGGUACCAUCGGGAUGGUGAGCUCCUGGGCCUGUCUCCGUUUGAGACGGAGAUGCGAAGGCGCAUAUGGUGGCACAUCAUGCUACAAGAUGUCACCCACACCUUGACCUCGGCCUUGAGUUGCUCUCAGAUGCCCAUCAGCUGGGAUUGUAAAAUGCCUCGGAAUUUCAAUGAUGCCGACCUAUUCCCUGAAUCCGUCGACCCCGUACAGCCUCGUGAAAGCCCUACUGAGAUGGCUUUUUGUCUGAUCAACUACCAAAUUGCCAAGUCUAUUCUCUCUCUAGAGAGUCUCCGUGGCACAGCAGGGCUCGAGAUCGCUACUAUCUGGAACACUGAAGAUGUUGCAGGAAAUCCUGUCGCCUCUUCAAUCCUUCAAAGAUACAGGGAGGAUCUUGACACACUAGACCAGGCUCUGUUGGAUAUUGAACGCCGAUAUGUGUCUGCAUCUGCUGGCAAGGUCCACACCGCAGCUCUAAGCCUACGACGCGUCCUGAUCAGCAAAGGCCGAGAGAUGAUAGUCCCGAUGAUGGAGCAGCCCGAAUGGGGGAUUGAGAUUUUUACCGUCGAGGACAACCUCUUCAAGAUUCUUAUCAUCAAGAAUGAACUCUUCGCUAGCUUCGAUGAGCAAAUGGACUUGGCAGGCUUUCUCUGGUAUGCAAAGGUCCAGUUCCAAAGAGGCAACUUUGCUGUCAUGACCUCGAGGCUUCACCAGAAACCAGUUGGAGGCCUUUCAGAUAGAGCCUGGCGUGUCGUCGAGACGGUAUACAAGUUUCACCCAGAACUUUUCGACAUAAGCGACAGACCCUCGAUGGCACAAGCAUACAUCACCCUUAAAUCAUGGCAAGCUCGGCACGAAGCUUUGCUGGCGACGACUGGUUCCUCACAGACGCCAGAUUAUAUCAACCAGCUCCAGUUAUGCUGGGAUUGUUUUAGUUGCUCUAUGCCGUCGUGCCAGAAAUUGGAUCUGACGGCGCUACCAACCGGCGACUUGGGCCAACUGUCUGGGGAUAACUUGGCUUCUUUGGAGACGAACUGGACCUUGCUGGGAAAUUUAGAUCCUGGUUUGAAUCUGGAUCUGGCUGUGCUCCUCGGGAAUGACAGCGGAACGGAUGUAAACUUGAACGGGUGGGCUUGA
Messenger RNA from Fusarium falciforme, 1968 nucleotides. RefSeq names its product Zn(2)-C6 fungal-type domain-containing protein. The transcript has 3 exons. Gene Ontology annotation, molecular function: zinc ion binding; DNA binding. The record is from RefSeq and is a predicted model, not a curated record. Gene Ontology annotation, biological process: DNA-templated transcription. NCBI's taxonomy places the organism in Eukaryota, Fungi, Ascomycota, Sordariomycetes, Hypocreales, Nectriaceae. The coding region runs from base 1 to 1968 and encodes 655 amino acids.